AAGUAUUGAAAGUUGAAACUAGGAAUACAAAUAAAUGAGUGAUGGAGGUAGAAAAACAAAAAUGGUGUGUACUCAGAGUUUCAGAGUCCUCAGACGCCUCCACUCCAUAAUCAAAAUGGUCUGAAGCUUCUUCUUCUUCUUCUUCUUCUUCUUCUUCGUCUUCAAAAUCAAAAUAGCUUUCGAAAACAAUGGCCGUAGCCCUCUUCUCAUCGGCUCCUCCAUCUCACUUCAUUUCUCUAGCUCAGCCCAAACCCCAUCUCUCACACAAGUCUCUUCUCUUCGCCGCCCCCCAGAAGCCUAAGAAUCUUCUGCUCUUGACGAUUCCCCCCAUUAGCGCCGCCGCUGCUGCCGAUAAUGGGUCUGGCGCAGCUCCUGUUUCGACGGAGGAGCUCAAUGAGAAAGCUGUGAACUCCAAUGGAUCUGCGGCUGCUGCUGAAGAGGCCGAGUUGAGAGCGUUCCUGGAUCCGAGAUGGAUAGGAGGGACUUGGGAUUUGGGGAAGUUCCAGACUAAUGGGAAGACCAAUUGGGAUGCUGUGAUUGAUGCCGAGGUUAGGAGAAGGAAAUGGUUGCAGGAUAACCCAGAGCCAUCAAGCAAUGAAAGCUCUGUGGUUUUCGACACUUCUAUCAUUCCUUGGUGGGCAUGGAUGAAGAGGUUCCACCUUCCUGAAGCUGAAAUCCUAAACGGCCGGGCUGCAAUGAUUGGUUUCUUCAUGGCCUACUUUGUCGAUGCCUUGACUGGCGUUGGCCUCGUUGAUCAAACAAACAAUUUCUUCUGCAAAACCCUAUUGUUUGUAGCUGUGGGAGGGGUUCUUCUCAUCAGAAAGAAUGAGGACAUAGAUACAAUCAAGAAGCUGGUGGAGGAGACAACUUUCUAUGACAAGCAGUGGCAAGCAACUUGGCAAGAUGAGACCCCUAAGAAUUCUUGAAAACUCUCUAUGCUUCUACUUUUGCUCUUUCUCAAGUUCUUGAAGUUUGUAUUGUGGUUUCCUUCUAUGUUAGAGAAGAGUCCAGCAUAACAUUUUACACUUUUUGAAGUGGUAAUUAAUGGAUAUGUAAAUUUCUUAUAUUUUUUAUCCCAAUUACUUUUAAGUAGGAGUAAGGUCUGCCCACACAAAUCCUUCUCAGAUCCAACUAUUUUGUGGGUAUCUACUGAUUUUGUUGUCCUUGUUGUGGAUCUCCAUUAUUCAUGUUUCUAUUUAUCCCUAUAAACUUGAGUGAUUUUC
Messenger RNA from Cuscuta campestris, 1223 nucleotides. Lineage: Eukaryota; Viridiplantae; Streptophyta; Magnoliopsida; Solanales; Convolvulaceae. The record is from the annotation of a GenBank genome assembly.